CUCAUCAUCAGCAUCAUCUCCUCUCUCUUACCAGCAGCGAGAAACCUCUUCUUCUUCCUCCUCCUCCUCCUCCUCUUCCUCAGCGCGAUCUGUCGGUACCGGCGUCUGCGGCGCGAUGCGCGAUGGGUCAGGCGUGCGGACACUCUCUGCUCUGCCGUAGCCAGCAGUACCGGACCCCGGCGGCGGCCGAACUACGCGGACAGCAAGUGUUUCUGAGAGCCGACGACACACCUGCUGCUGCCCUGCCCUCCCUACAGGAUGCAUUGCUGCAGUUGGCCUCCGUUGUUGAUGUCAGCAGCCUUCAGACGACCUUCAAAGAUGUGCUCAGAGUUGUCCUGCCAAACGUGGAGUGUGUGUUCGUGUACCUGUUGGAGGCGGAGUCUCGGCUGCGAUGUGAGGAUCCGCCCCAUGAGGUGCCGCCAGAGGGCAAGCUCAGAGACGCGGUGAAGCAGCAGAAGAGACUGCAGUGCUCCGGCCUGCCAUCAGCAGAACUCCAUCAGAAACAGAGCGGAUCACUGAGCACACCACUGCCGGCCCACAAACGAGCGCUUAUCAUUCCUCUGGUGGACAGUGAUGAAGGGAAGGUGAUCUCUCUGAUUCUGCUCUGCUGUAAACCACUGACAGAACAAGAUGAACAAAACCUCAACAUCCUGGAGAAACAUCUCACCGUGGCCUGCAAGCGAGUCAGAGACAUUCAGAGAUGCUCCAAACGGCCACACACUCAAUCCCACAAUGCACCAGCCGAGCCCAAAGCCAGCAUACAGGCAGAGGACUACAGAGAGCUCGACCGCAAGAUCCUACGACUGUGUGGUGAGCUGUAUGAUCUGGACGCCGCCUCCCUGCAGCUCAAAGUCAUCAAUUAUUUGCAGACAGAAACUCAGUCGCAGUGCUGCUGUUUACUGCUGGUGUCUGAAGACAAUCACCAGCUCUUCUGUCAGGUUGUUGGUGAUAAAGUUUUGGAAGAGGAAAUCAGUUUUCCGCUUAUGUUCGGUCGCUUCGGGCAGGUGGUGGAGACAAAGAAAUCCAUUACACUACAGGACGUCAGCCAGGAGGAACGCGGGUUACUGAGCAGUUUGUUGGGGUUCGAGCCGAACUCCAUGCUUUGUGUUCCUGUUAUCAGUCAAGCCACUGGACAGGUGGUGGCGCUAGCGUGUACCUUCAACAAACUGUGUGGACAGAGGUACAUGGAGGCGGAUGAGCAUGUGAUCCAGCACUGUUUCUGUUACACGUCGACGGUUCUCACCAGCACACUGGCCUUCCAGAAAGAGCAGAAACUCAAGUUUGAGUGUCAGGCUCUGCUGCAAGUGGCUAAAAACCUCUUCACGCACCUCGAUGACGUGUCUGUGUUACUGCAGGAGAUCAUCAUCGAGGCCAGAAACCUGAGCAACGCUGAGAUUUGUUCUGUGUUCCUGUUGGAUCACUUCAGUCAUGAGCUCGUGGCCAAAGUGUUCGAUGGAGGAGUCGUGAACGAUGACGAGGUACAAUAAACAUCUGCUUGUGAUUGGGGAGUUGCUGGUCAUGUGGCCACCACUGGGAAAAUUCUGUUUUACCGCGGAGUGGACGACAGCACGGGCUUCAGGACGCGAAACAUCCUCUGCUUCCCCAUCAAAGAUGAGAACGAAGAGGUGAUCGGUGUGGCAGAACUGGUGAAUAAAACCAAUGGCCCGUGGUUCAAUCGUUUCGAUGAGGAUCUGGCAACCGCGUUCUCCAUCUACUGCGGCAUCAGCAUCGCUCAUUCUCUGCUGUAUAAGAAGGUCCAUGAGGCUCAGUUCCGCAGUCAUCUGGCCAAUGAGAUGAUGAUGUACCACAUGAAGGUGUCGGAGGAGGAGGUCACUAAACUCCUGCACAGCGGCAUCGAGCCGGUCCAGAAGAUCCACCCGGACUUCUCUGAGUUCACGUACACGCCGCGCUCUCUGACGGACGACAGCACGCCGAUGGGCGUCCUGAGCAUGUUUGAAGACAUGGGCUUCAUCAACACCUAUAAGCUCGACCUGCACACUUUAGCCAGGUUUUGUCUGAUGGUGAAGAAGGGCUACAGAGACCCUCCGUAUCACAACUGGAUGCAUGCCUUCUCCGUCUCACACUUCUGUUAUCUGCUUUACAAGAACCUACAACUGUCCAACUACCUCGAAGAUAUAGAGAUUCUGGCGCUCUUUGUGUCCUGCAUGUGUCACGAUCUGGACCAUCGAGGAACCAACAACUCCUUCCAGGUGGAUUCGCAAUCUGUCCUGGCGGCCCUUUACAGUUCAGAGGGAUCUGUGAUGGAGAGACAUCACUUCGCUCAGGGCAUCGCCAUCCUCAACACACAAGGCUGCAACAUCUUUGAGAAGUUCUCCAGAAAGGACUAUCAGCGGAUGCUGGAUCUGAUGAGAGACAUCAUCCUGGCCACAGAUCUGGCUCACCAUCUGAGGAUCUUCAAGGACCUGCAGAAGAUGGCUGAUGCCGGUUAUAACCCGAGGAGUCAAACCCAUCGCAGUCUGCUGCUGUGUCUCCUCAUGACCUCCUGUGACCUCUCUGACCAGACCAAGGGCUGGAAAACCACCAGGAAGAUCGCGGAGCUGAUCUAUAAAGAGUUCUUCUCUCAGGGAGAUCUGGAGAAGGCGAUGGGAAACAGACCCAGUGAGAUGAUGGAUCGGGAGAAAGCCUACAUCCCUGAGCUCCAGAUCAGCUUCAUGGAGCACAUCGCCAUGCCCAUAUACAAGCUCCUGCAGGAGAUUUUCCCGCGUUCGGCUGAGCUUUACGAGCGAGUGGCCGCUAACCGCGAGCAGUGGGCCAAAGUCUCGCACAAGUUCACCAUCCGCGGACUACCGAGCAACAACUCGCUUGACUUCCUGGACGAGGAGUUCGAGCUGCUGCAGUCUCAAGGAGCCUUCGGAGACGAUUCGCAUCGCAUGAACGGUUGCCUGGACGACGACUGCGACAAACACAACCAAUGACGUCGCUAGGGCAAAGGUCACCUGACAGAUUGUGUCUUGGUAAAAUUCCGUAGUUACCGACGAGGCUUUGAGGAAAGGUUCGUUGUGUCCUUUUUGCCGUUGCUAUGGAGACGGGUUUUGCACGGUGAAGGGUGGAUGGUGCUGCGCAGUCAGCGGAGUGUGUAAUGUUACACAGAUAUUUGGACUGAAAAAAGUUAUAUUCUCACUGGCCCCACUGUAAUAGCUAAACAUGUAAAAAUGAAAAAUCACAUAUCACCUAAACAACCAGUUGUAACAAUUAGCCCAGUGUUACAUUUUUAAAAGUUGUAACAAUUACAGGGGUCUAGUGAUACAUGCUUAAAUCAGUGUUAAGUUUUUAGAACUUGUAACAGUUGCAGCUGCCUGGUGUUACAGUGUUACAUUUUUGAAACUUGUAACAAUUCCAGAAGCCUGUUGUUGCAGUUGAAGAGCAUGUAAUACUUCCUGCUGCUUGGUGUUACAUUUUUACAACUUGUAACAAUUCUAGCAGACCAGUGUUACAUUUCUAGAACUUGCAACAAUUCCAGCAGCCAGUCACGUUUUUUUUUUUUUAGAACUUGUUAUAGUUCCAGCUGGCAAGCGUUACAUUUUUAGAAUUUGUAACAAUUCCAGCAGCCUGAUGUUACAUAAAAAAAAAUAAUAAUCUUGUAACAGUCCUGGGAGCCCAGUGUUACAUUUUUAACCCUGUAACAAUUCCAGCAGCCUGGUGUUACAUUUCUAGAACUUGUAAGAAUUCCAGCAUUCUGAUGUUACAUUUUUAAAACUUGUAACAAUUCUGGGAGCCCAGUGUGUUUCCAGCUGCCCAAUGUUACAUUUUUAGAAUAUUUUUUUUAGUAGUUAUUUUGUUGCACAUCCAAGCAGAAGCUAACUGAAAUCCUACAAGAAAAACCAAGCCACUGUUUUCUUUUCUGCGUCCUCAGCAAACAGAAAUUGUCAGACGAAACAGAUCUUUGGAUAAUUAAUCUUUUGCUUUCAACCAAUUUCGCCCCGCAGAUGUCAGUUCUCCCUGUUUACACAGAAAAACGCAACACAACAGCAUUUCUCCAUUCCCCAAAACCCAAAGCAAUCAUUGGCAAUCUCAGUCAAGCGUGCAGCGAGCGAUCAGAGCGUGUGUGCCGUGAAAACACACGGACCCCGGAGACCUUCUGAAAGCGACGUGGAGAAACUGUUUGAAGCUCUGUACAUAUAGUUGUGUGUUUUAAAGGGCUACGCGGCCCUCACACUUUUCUUUCUCAGGAUGGCAGAAUGUGUGCGUCAAAUGGAUCUUGCCUUACAAAUGUUUGCGUUGCCUUCCUGAGUGACUUUAAAAGAGAUCUAUGUAUAAAAAUGUCUGGCCUAUCUAUGUACAGUUCUGAAGCUACAUGGAUAUAUAGAGAUAUCUAUCUGCCGUGUGUAAAUGUGUGUUUGCACAGGUGUGACGGUAAGUGCAUUUGCCACAGGCCACAAAGGAACAGAAAACAACGAGAGUGAUGUCAGUUUUAUGAUUUAACCUGAUGUCAGUUUAAUAUUAACCUGCAGUGGAGUGUGAAUUUCACAAAAACUCCAUCAUAUUUCACAGCAAAAUCAAAAGAAUAAAAUGUUACAUAAAUUUUAUGAUAAAAAUUUUGCAUUAAAUAUUAAGCCUGUUUUUAACACCAAUAUCAUUGUAAUAUAUAUAUAUAUAUAUAUAUAUAUACUAUAUAUAUAUAUAUAUAUAUAUAUAUAUAUAUAAACCUUUUUUUCAUUAAUGUCAUAAUGAAAAAUGUCAAUGUUAUAAUGGUCCUAAAAACAUGUCUUCAUGCAAAUUUUUUAUUUAUUUAUUUAUUUUAGAUUAAUUAUGACCUGCUGUGUUUGAAAGGAGAAAUAUAUAUAUAUAUAUAUAUAUAUAUAUAUAUAUAUAUAUAUAUAUGACUUCAUGCUGGCAGUCAAUUUUAAAUAAUUUAAAUGCUUUCUUAUAGUUUCCUAUUCCUCCAUUGUAUUUUAAGUUAAUUAUUACAGAUAUGAUGCUAUUGUUUUCUUGUGCAACAAGUGGUUUUUGCAUCGCCUCGUGUACAUAACAUCCAUUUCUAAAUGAUUUUUUUUUUUUUACACACACACUGAUUUAAUGAAUCUAUUUUCUGGUAUUUGUACGCGUUUGUACCUGUAAGUGACGGUAAAUAACAUUGUUUUUCUUUUGUUUGGAAUAAAAACAUUCUCUCGUGCCAUUCA
This is a messenger RNA of Cyprinus carpio (common carp), 5141 nucleotides long. It is a transcript of the gene pde2a, whose product is annotated as cGMP-dependent 3',5'-cyclic phosphodiesterase. Gene Ontology annotation, cellular component: mitochondrial inner membrane; cytosol; nucleus. Gene Ontology annotation, molecular function: protein homodimerization activity; 3',5'-cyclic-GMP phosphodiesterase activity; 3',5'-cyclic-AMP phosphodiesterase activity. The transcript is spliced from 30 exons. NCBI's taxonomy places the organism in Eukaryota, Metazoa, Chordata, Actinopteri, Cypriniformes, Cyprinidae. Gene Ontology annotation, biological process: negative regulation of receptor guanylyl cyclase signaling pathway; positive regulation of gene expression; cGMP catabolic process. The record is from RefSeq and is a predicted model, not a curated record.